AUGCCCACUUUUCGAACAAACAGCUACACCAAGAAGUACGGUUUGCGAGUUCUUAUUUACGAGGGAUCAUUAGCAGAGUCCUAUAGUGGUGGUGGUGGUGACGGUGACGUUUGUGGUAGUUGUGGUGUUGGUGGUGGUGGCGAAGGCGACGACGACGAUAAUCGUAAAGGGCAGAUCGACACACACGCCAAGUCGGAGAACCAGGUUUCCACUGCAGAGGAGAGCUGCGGUCCUGACCCUAAAUUCGCUUGCAUACAGUUACCGUCCGCCUUCUAA
Messenger RNA from Dibothriocephalus latus, 276 nucleotides. The record is from the annotation of a GenBank genome assembly. NCBI's taxonomy places the organism in Eukaryota, Metazoa, Platyhelminthes, Cestoda, Diphyllobothriidea, Diphyllobothriidae.